AACUGCAAAUACAGACAGAAAAUAACCCUAAAAUUUUCGCCAAUUUCAUAACCAGUGUUGGGCAAGUUAUUUUCGAACUUGUAUGUAACUCAACACCCAAACAUGGCCUGCAGAAUAUUAUUAAAGAACCCCCUAAGAUUGGGCCAAAAUGUAUUGCGGGCUCAACAUACGAUGUCCGCAUUUGAAAUCCAACACAAAACCCCCUUGAUCAAAAAAUCCGAGCCAAUCCCAGUUGCUUUGUAUGGUGGCCGAAAUGCUGUGACAAUGUUACCAGGCGGUGGUAUCGGCCCCGAACUGAUGGGCUACGUGAAAGAGGUGUUCAAAUACGCCGGAGCGCCCGUCGACUUCGAAGUCAUCGACAUCGACGACAGCGAAAACGAUUUGGACUAUGCCAUCACAUCGAUUAAGAGGAAUGGUGUAGCCAUCAAAGGUAACAUCGAAACCAAAAGUGAGAGUGCCGCUGUUAUUUCCAGGAAUGUGGCAAUCAGGAACGAGCUCGAUUUGUAUGUUAAUGUUUUGCACUGCAAGUCAUAUCCAGGUGUUACUGCCAGACAAAAUGAUAUUGAUGUUGUCGUUAUUAGACAGAACACUGAGGGUGAAUAUGCCAUGUUGGAGCAUGAGAGCGUAGACGGUGUUGUUGAGAGCAUGAAAGUAGUGACAGAAUCAAACUCCGAUAGAGUAGCACGUUACGCGUUCGAAUACGCCAAAAGGCAUGGAAGAAAGAAGGUUACAACCAUCCACAAAGCCAACAUCAUGAAACUCUCGGACGGCCUCUUCUUGGAAACGUCCAGAAAAAUCGCCAAGGAAUACCCAGAAAUCCAACACAACGACAUGAUCAUCGACAAUUGUUGCAUGCAACUGGUAUCCAAUCCCCACCAGUUUGAUGUAAUGAUCAUGACCAAUUUGUAUGGCAGCAUUGUUUCUAACGUUGUCUGCGGUCUGAUUGGAGGAGCUGGUCUUCUGUCUGGCAAAAAUUACGGUGACCACUAUGCCAUCUUCGAACCCGGUACUAGGAACACAGGCACAGCCAUCGCCGGAAAGAACAUCGCCAACCCGGUGGCAAUGUUGAACGCCUCCGUAGACAUGCUAUUGCAUUUGGGCCAUGUAGCUCACGCUGACUUGAUCCAAAGGGCUAUUCUGAAGACCAUCUCUCAAGACCACAUUCACACCCCAGACUUGGGUGGUUCAGCCAAGAGCACCGACGUCGUUCAUAAAAUUAUUGAUCACAUUAUGCAAGACGAUAUAAGGCCAUGAGCACCAGUUCUUCUCUAUUAAUGUACAAUUUUAUGGACAUAAAUCAACAAUAAAGUAUUUGUAAAUCCUGUAAUAUAUUAAGACUUCAAAUGUGAGACAAUUAUUUAAAUAAAAAAAUGUUUCUUGUUUUAUAAA
Molecule: messenger RNA, 1389 nt
Organism: Aethina tumida (small hive beetle)
Lineage: Eukaryota; Metazoa; Arthropoda; Insecta; Coleoptera; Nitidulidae
Product: isocitrate dehydrogenase [NAD] subunit gamma, mitochondrial-like
Exons: 8
Coding region: 103-1254 (383 amino acids)
Biological process (GO): isocitrate metabolic process; tricarboxylic acid cycle
Cellular component (GO): mitochondrion
Source: RefSeq, a predicted model, not a curated record